GAGGAGUCGCCCCCUGGUGGACACUAGAGAGAAUGCAGCUUUAACACAUGAAGCUCUGACUUCUCUUUAGAGAACCGGAGGUUGAUGACUGUGUUGAAACUUCUGUAGUGUACUGGUUGAGGUGGGAGAAUAAACAUAUCAUGAUUUAGUCAAAGUAUUCAUAACGGUGUUGAAUGGAUCAGUGAUGUUUUUGAUCUCUUGCCUCGUCUUAAUUACUUCCUGAUUGAUUGUUGUGUGUUCAGUCUCUGCGUCGUGUGGGGAAAGACACCACAGUGCUGCUGAUCUGUGUCACCGUGUUCCUGUCCUAUCUACCUGAGGCCGGACAGUACUCCAGCUUCUUCCUCUACCUGAGACAGGUGAUUGAGUUUACUCCUGCAGCCAUCGCUGCCUUCAUCGCCAUGGUGGGAAUCCUCUCCAUCAUCGCUCAGACUCUGUUCCUCAGUGUCCUCAUGAGGACCAUAGGUAAUAAGAACACGGUUCUUCUGGGUCUGGGCUUCCAGCUCUUCCAGCUGGCCUGGUACGGCUUCGGCUCUGAGCCGUGGAUGAUGUGGGCAGCAGGAACAGUAGCAGCCAUGUCCUCCAUCACUUUCCCAGCAGUCUCUGCUCUGGUGUCACACUGUGCAUCAUCUGACCAGCAAGGUGUGGCCCAGGGGAUGAUCACAGGUAUCAGAGGUCUCUGUAACGGUUUGGGUCCGGCUCUGUACGGCUUCAUCUUCUUCCUCUUCAACGUGGAGCUGAACGACAUGCAGCCGGUGGCAGGAAGACCCCCACAGAGAGCAGAGAAGUCGAUGAUCCCCGGUCCUCCCUUCCUGUUCGGAGCGUGUGCCGUCCUAUUCGCUCUCCUCGUCGCAGUCUUCAUCCCCGAUCAGCACCGAUCGGCCGACGUCAAGACCUGCAAGACCGGCGCCUCCUCCUCCGCACACGCUCAGAGCGCCGGCCCUCUGGCCACGCCCACCAGCGACGCGGAGGACAUCGAGCCGCUCUUGCAGGACAGCAGCUUGUGACAGGACAGCCGGCCAAUCGCAUUGCAGAGGCUGUGAGCACCGACUACUAGUCCCGCCCACCUUUCAGAAUAAACCGGGGUUUUUUUAUUCAGCUUUUUAUUUUUUUAUUUCUUCAGACUGUUCAGAUAAAAGAUCGUUAGGCAGCAAACUCACUGACGAGCUUUCAUCCAUUCAUACAUUUACUGACUCGUGUCCAUCGAACACAUUAAUAUUAACAUAUUAAAGAUCUGCUCCUACAAAGUAAAAGCGUUAUGAAUCAACAGCAGAACUGUCAGUAAUACAACAUAUCCUGCUCAGGUGUGUUUGAAUGAAUAAUAACAAUAAGAACUAUUUAAUAACGUCACGAUGUUCAGCUCUUUAAAUCACAAUUAUUUACUUUUUAUAAACAUUUCUACACGACGUUAGAAUUCUAAAUCGCAUUCAGAUGAAGAUGCUCCACUGAUAUUAUUAUUAUUAUUAUUAUUAUUAUUAUAUUAUAUAUUAUAUAUUAGUGUUAUUUUACUGUUGGUGGCUGAAGGAUUGUUUCAGAUAUCUCAGAACAUUUCAGUGUUUUUAUGCAGAGAAAUAUUCACUUCAAUGUUUAAAAAACAAAAAGGCUCAACUGACUAAUGACAUUUAUUAAAGAACGUUUGAUAUAAAAAUGUUCUCACUCAUUUAAACUCUUGAAUCACUUUAUUAUAACUGAGGAUUUUAUUGUGAACGUAAAUAAAAUGUCAUUCGUUACUCGAUGAACAUUUUAACCAGUUCAGGUCUUUAGCUCCUCGACCUGCAGAUGAGUGACGGGGAAGUACUCUAGCGUCUGAAGCACUCUAGCGUCUGAAGCACUCUAGCGUCUGAAGCACUCUAGCGUCUGAAGCACUCUAGCGUCUGAAGCACUCUAGCGUCUGAAGCACUCCAGCGUCUGAAGCACUCUAGCGUCUGAAGCACUCCAGCGUCUGAAGCACAACGCACCAUACAAAACAUUCUGCUCACGUUUUUUCCAAAGCCGUCAGUCUGGUUGCCGUCUACACUCUCUGGAGUGAGUCUGCUGCACCGGCUGUGACGUCGUCGUCGUCGUCGUCGUCCUCCUGCCGCGUGUUGUUUCAUAUCGAGGCCGACGAAACAGAACCGUAGACGUGUUCAGGGAAUGAAGUCUUUAGGGGCGCUUGAUACGAGCCGGGGGCACGAUUUCAUAUUCUCUACUUCCUGUUGGAGGUGAGCGGUUCUUACAGUUAAACGUCUUCCUUGUUCCCUCUCGGCUGCACCAAUGAUGGAUAAAACAAGCGCCCCCCCACAGAGGCCUUGAAGAAGGAAACGCUGCUCGAGACACGUUUCAUGGAUCUCAAACAUUAAACCCACCGGAUCAGUUUAAAUCACAAGGACUGAAUCCUGCUCACUGAUUGGUCGGUUUUCCUCCAUCACGUCCUCGGGGCUCAUUUAUCUCACGGAUCAUAUUUCAUAUCAGAUCUCUCGUCUCUUCUUCUGUUCACAUACUUGAAGUCUGUCGGAUUAUUUUAAAGCUCUGACAUUAAAGAAAGUGCUCCUCCACUACCCCCCCCCCCCCACCCCCCACCUGCUGCUGCUCCAGUAGACUGAAUCAAGCGCUCCUGAGUUGCUGGUGUAGUUUGUGACUCUGUUUGGAGAGUCGGAGCUUUUAUUCACAACCAAAAGGUGCCAUGUUUUUAUUUCUCACAUGUUUUUGAGGGGCGGAGCCUAUUCCUCCCUCAUCAGUACUGUAUCAGUAUAAAGAACCCCAGUGCAUGCUGGGAGCAGCUGUUUGCUUUUCUUUUCACAUUCGUUUUUCUUUAUUCCAGACAACGUUAAAAUAGUUAAAAUGUGUUAAAUUUAUUUUUUAAAGUUCUGCAAAAGCUUUGUACUAUAAAGUAGCAUUAAAAACCUGUCUCUGGUGGUGCGUUCAAGGACACGCCGACAGCUAAGAACCUGCUUCAUUUUCAUUUUUCUCUAUGAAAAUGAGCUGAUAAACAUGUACAUCUCUCUGAGCCACGGUAGGUCCUUGAACACACUAACAUGGAGUCAUUUAGUAGUUUCUUCCUCACAUUCAUGAUGAUAAUUAAACGUUGAGCGGUGGAACGGGAGCCGAAACCUCCGUUAUCGAACGAAACAGGAGUUUGAACCGUUACUGAUGUUCUGUCACUUUAAGGCUCAGACGUCCUCCGUUAUGUGCUGCAUUCAGGUUACAUCGAUCGGUGGGACAUCCUGGUUUCUGACAGCGGGAGCUGUCUGUUACAGUCUCAGAAGAGAAGUCACACAAGUUACCAAAACCAAAUCAGUUUCUAGUUUGUUUUUACUUUUAGUCACACGGCUCCCGCUUUUAGUUUUUUCUCCGUGGUGCCUUGAAUGCAGCAUCGACCUGAUGAUGAUGACGGUGUAGCUUCAUCAUGAAGCACAAUCACCGAUUACUGACUCACGUCUGGAGAAAUCCUUGAAUUGUUAUCUUUAAUGUAACCAAACGUUAACUCUCUAGAGAUGAUGUCACAGACGGACAGUAUAUUUUUCUACAGUCAAUAGUUGUGACUCCAUAUCCCAGAAUGCACCAGUGUUAUUAACAAGCAUUCCUGUUUUGUUCAGCUCCUCCGGUCUUUAUUAUGUCUCUGCUGCGUUCAAGUCCCGUUGGAAAGUUCAUCACUCCUCCAGACAACGCGUGGCGUUUCCUACAUUUUUAGAAACCAGAGAAGAAGAAUUCAAACAUUGAGUUUACGGGUUGUCGACGCUUUUUAAACUUAAAAAUAGAAUAAACGGAGACUUCCUCGUGUAAUAAUGUUUAUUUAAUAAUUAUAUAAAAAAUUACAUUACAGAUUACAUUUUUCCUUAUUAAACGUUAAAUCUUUUGGAUUUCUUUGGUUCAAAUUCAUUUUUAACGGGUUUAUUUGAUCUUCGUGUUUGAUUCAAAGUUCUUUGAAUGUCGUUUUAUAUUUUUUUUAUUCUCUGAUGUUAAAAGUAAAGUUGAUUCAUUGAGCCUCAGUUCUUCAUCUCUUGGAUUAAAAGUGUUUUUCGUCGAUGUAAACAUGGAGGAGCUCAACUUUCCGACGGGCCGUGAAGUGACAACAUGGCCGCCAGUUCAAACACACAGGUGAAGCUUUUUAAACGGCUUGUUACUGAACACAGAUAAUGUCCAUUUUAGAAAAUGAUGAUUAUUAUUAGAACAGAAACGUAUGCAGUCAAACAUUCCUCCUCUUCCUCUCCUCCUCUUCCUCCUGGAGCAGAACUUUAUCUGACUGCUGCUCUGUACUUCUGAACGUGCCUCUCAUCAUUCUUCAUCUUCAUGUUUUUAUAGAGAAGCAGAAAGACGCUGAAUGACGUCUUUGUUGUAUUUGCUUUCUUUUAUCUUGAGAACAUCAUUUUGAAUAAUAUCUAAUAAUCAGUAUAAUGAUGAUA
Messenger RNA from Anarrhichthys ocellatus (wolf-eel), 4379 nucleotides. RefSeq names its product hippocampus abundant transcript-like protein 1. Bases 399 to 1004 code for a protein of 201 amino acids. Gene Ontology annotation, molecular function: transmembrane transporter activity. Lineage: Eukaryota; Metazoa; Chordata; Actinopteri; Perciformes; Anarhichadidae. Gene Ontology annotation, biological process: transmembrane transport. The transcript is spliced from 6 exons. The record is from RefSeq and is a predicted model, not a curated record.